AUGACAGCUGUAUCACACGAUAUCAGUACAGUACUGAUCACUGUGUACUCGUGGAGAGCCGGAGGACUGCAGUGCGAUAACCCUGUCCAUGUCUGCAAUGUUCCACACUGUGGUAAAACGUACAAGAAAACCAGCCAUCUCAAGGCUCAUUUAAGGUCACAUGUCGGCUCGAGACCGUUUCAGUGCCACUGGUUUCAGUGCGGCAAGUCGUUUUCACGAUCGGAUCAACUUCAGCGCCAUUUACGAGCACACACUGGCGAACGACGGCAUCAGUGUCCAAGGUGUGGACGAGGUUUUGCCCGAUCUGACCAUCUGAAGCAACAUCUAGCCAGCCAACACCCAGUGUUCAUGUGA
Cooperia oncophora is the source of this 354-nucleotide messenger RNA. Lineage: Eukaryota; Metazoa; Nematoda; Chromadorea; Rhabditida; Trichostrongylidae. The record is from the annotation of a GenBank genome assembly.